AUGUUACCUCCAACCAGAGUUCAGAUCAAGAGGAAGGCCACUGAGGAUCCUGUGGAGAUUUUGCGUGUGCAUGAUGAACUUACCAGGGGUCGAAAUGCUGGCCAGUUUAUAUUCAAGCGACAGCGAAUCGUCCAGGGCUCACGACCAAAUGCAUUCACCGUUGCAGACUCUGCGGGAUAUACAUCUGCUCUAGAAAAUGGCCCGAGAGCACCACAGGUCAAAACCAGCCAACCAGGGGAUGAAUUUAGAGACCAGCCGAGCCGAAACCUGAGCAACACUCAGCCUGCUGUCCCUCCGGAGACGCGGCACGUUACAAUUAGACAGGAUGAAGUUGGAGCUGUGCCACCCGCGAAUGAUACAGGGGCACCGGACGUAGCACGAUUACCUCGAGUAAUUGCGGAACCUCGUCGUUUCCACCUGUCUCGAAAACUGGCGUAUGGAGCGGGAAAUAACAAUGUUGAGGGUGCAAAUGCAAGAAGAACACCUGGGAAGACAAAUAUCGCGGUGUUUCGCGAACGCAAGGUAAUUCCUGCAGCGGAGACCGGACCACCAACGGAUACGAAAAUCCCCGCCCCUUUGGAUGUAUCCAGGACGGAACCGCAAAACCGCACGACGAGCCGGGAGCCUGUCAAAGAGCUCGGUAAAAAACCGAGUGUCUCCCUUCUGCGCCUUACGCCUGUCAAUGCUGUCAAGCCCCGUAGAAAUUCACCCGCUCCUCUCCGGGGUGCCAGGCUUCCAUCUGGGGACAUAAUACCGUGGGAUGCUAGUACGGAGAGACUUAAUAUGGAAAUGCAAGCCUACACGCUUAGAGAAAUCAGAAAGAACCUUGCCGACAACAAUGAGCCUCAAGUUACGGUAUCGCUAAAGCCGGAACCCGAGGCCCCCAAAAGUCCUGCAAGUAGAUUCAAACCGAGGGCAGGUGCAGGCUUGCGCUACCACGAGCGCCAUCCCGACGCUGUGACUGCUCAGGGAACUGGGGGGGACAGCGAAAUGCAAGCUAUGGAUGUGGACGACGAUGACUCAAAUUAUAUCAUCGAGACGUACAUACGCAUGCCAGUGGAACAAGCUCUCCUCGAAUCAAACGAGGCGAGCAUUGGCUUGCUGGUUUUGGAUUCCCAGCCGGACAUCGACCAGUUUUACAACGGCGACUCGGACAGCGAUAGUGAUGCGUAUGACGAGGAAGAAGACGAAAAUGCGGAGAAUCACCCUUCAACGGACUAUCCGGACGAGGAGGUACAGUCUGAUGAUGAGUACGGCAUAAAUCCGUACCAGUAUCGAAAUAGAAACACCUCGGAUAAUGAAGAAUACGACGAGGAUGAUGCUACGUUUAGCGAUGAUGAGCUUGAAGCCAAGAAAGAGCCAUGGUCCCGCCGCCCGUGGAUGGAGGCCUACUCUGGCAAGAAAGAAGGGAACGAUGAGGAAGGGGAAUCGUACUGA
Pseudogymnoascus verrucosus is the source of this 1437-nucleotide messenger RNA. RefSeq lists its product as uncharacterized. The transcript is spliced from 3 exons. Lineage: Eukaryota; Fungi; Ascomycota; Leotiomycetes; Thelebolales; Thelebolaceae. The record is from RefSeq and is a predicted model, not a curated record. Gene Ontology annotation, biological process: protein import into nucleus. The coding region runs from base 1 to 1437 and encodes 478 amino acids. Gene Ontology annotation, cellular component: cytoplasm.